GGGAGUCCCGAGAGCAUGAGGAGCCAACCACGUCGGAGAUGACAGAGGAGACCUACCCGCCCAAGGCCUACCGGCCCAAGCAUGGGCGCCUCUCCGAGCUGAAGGCUGAGGCCCUGAAGAAAGACCGCCGGAAGAAGCUGACCCUGGCCAAGUUUGUGGGCAUGGCUGAGAACACAGCACACCCCCGCGUUGUCAUCCCCGAGCUCCGGCAAGAGUUUGAGCUGGGCCCCUGCCGCAGGCACAUGGAGGCGUCCCUGCAGGAGCUCAAGAGCAGCCAGCGGAUGGUCCCUCGUGCUGUCCACCUCCCCAACUGUGACCGAAAGGGCUUUUACAAGAGGAAGCAGUGCAAGCCCUCCCGAGGCCGGAAGCGUGGGUUGUGUUGGUGCGUGGACAAAUACGGCAUGAAGCUGCCGGGGACUGACUACCUGAGCGGAGACCUGCAGUGCCAUGCGUUCGACAGCAGCAACGUGGAGUGAAGUCGCAUCCCCUCCCUCCGCCCCAUCACUACCUACCCAGGCUCCCUUCCACCCUCCCCUCUGCACCUCCCCGCGCCCCGGGACUCCGAUUCCUUUCAUCUCAUGUAAGAAGAAAAAAAGAAAGGAAAAGAAAAAAGAGAAAGGAAGGAAAAAGGGAAAAAAGAGAAAGGGAAA
Messenger RNA from Charadrius vociferus (killdeer), 650 nucleotides. RefSeq names its product insulin-like growth factor binding protein 5 (gene IGFBP5). The coding region runs from base 39 to 476 and encodes 145 amino acids. The record is from RefSeq and is a predicted model, not a curated record. Gene Ontology annotation, cellular component: extracellular region. The transcript is spliced from 3 exons. Gene Ontology annotation, molecular function: insulin-like growth factor II binding; insulin-like growth factor I binding; fibronectin binding. Gene Ontology annotation, biological process: regulation of insulin-like growth factor receptor signaling pathway. Lineage: Eukaryota; Metazoa; Chordata; Aves; Charadriiformes; Charadriidae.